Molecule: messenger RNA, 1685 nt
Organism: Lolium rigidum
Lineage: Eukaryota; Viridiplantae; Streptophyta; Magnoliopsida; Poales; Poaceae
Product: GATA transcription factor 6-like
Exons: 3
Coding region: 184-1386 (400 amino acids)
Biological process (GO): regulation of DNA-templated transcription
Molecular function (GO): sequence-specific DNA binding; zinc ion binding
Source: RefSeq, a predicted model, not a curated record
UGAGGCAAGAGUGCAUUUGUUGUGCCCACGGACGGACUUGAAUGCUCCACCAAACGCUGGCUGGCUCAUCCUUUUCUUCCUUCCCCCAUUCCCUUCCCUUCCGUCUCCGCCUCCCCUUCCUCCCUCAACGACACAACCGCCGCCACCACCAUAGCCUCCGCUCUCCUCCACUCCUCCACAGCCAUGCCGUCCUAUGCGCACCACCACAGCUCUCUGGACGAGAGGAUGGACGCGCUCAAGGGUAGCAGCCGCCACGACGAGUCGGCCGACGAGGCGGCCGCCGCCGCCGACGCGCCGGCGGCGGCGGCCUGGGGCUUCGCCGACAAGGAAGGCUUCUCCGUCGAGGACCUGCUGGACCUCGAGGAGUUCUGCGACGGCGAGGGCGAGGCCGACGCCAAGGACGUUCCCGACGAGCACGAGGCGCCGCCGGCCGCCGCGGCGGCGGCCAAGCAGGACAGGUCUAACAACGACGGCUCGCAGCAGUCCGUCGUGUCCUUCGACCUCGCGCCUCCCGCGCCGGAGAUUGUUGACCUGCCGGCGCAUGACGCGGAGGAGCUGGAGUGGGUGUCGCGCAUCAUGGACGACUCGCUCUCCGAGCUUCCCCCGCAGCCGGCGCCGCCCGCGUCCAUGAUGGCGGCGCGCCCGCCGCCGUAUCAGCACCGGCAGCAGCACCUGCUUUUGCAGCAGCGGCGGCCGCAGGACGGCGCGUACCGCGCGCUGCCUAUGCCGUCGGCGUGCGACCAGUUCCGGACGCCCACCAUCUGCGCGCUGUCGACGGAGGCGCUGGUGCCCGUGAAGGCGAAGCGCAGCAAGCGCUCCAGAGCGUCUGCGUGGUCGCUCUCUGGCGCGCCGCACGACUCGGCGUCGUCCUCGUCGACCACCUCCUCCAGCUCCUCCUCGUCCGCCUCCUUCUCGCCCUACUUCCUGCUGGGCGGCUCGGACCACCACCUGCUGCUGGACGAGUACAGCCUCCUGGGCGGCCCGCCGCCGCCGCCAUCCAAGAAGUCCAAGCACGGCAAGAGCGGCAAGCCCAAGAAGCGCGGGCGCAAGCCGAAGCACCUCCCGCCGAGCCACCCCGGCGGCGGCACGGCGGGGUCCCCCGGCCCGAACGACCGGCGCUGCAGCCACUGCGGCGUUCAGAAGACCCCGCAGUGGCGCGCGGGGCCCGCGGGCGCCAAGACGCUCUGCAACGCGUGCGGCGUCCGCUACAAGUCCGGGCGGCUGCUCCCGGAGUACCGCCCCGCGUGCAGCCCCACGUACGUGAGCACCGUCCACUCCAACUCCCACCGCAAGGUGCUCGAGAUGAGGCGCAAGAAGGAGGACGGCCCUCUCUACCUCACAGGCGCCGCCGGCGUCGCCAACACCACCGCCGUGCCGUCCUUCUAGCCUGGCGGCUAGCUAGCUUAGCCACCCCGCGGUGGCUGUACAUUUUCCAGGCCGUAUCCGUUAGUCUUUGUACCGUACCUGAACUCUUUUUUUUUUCCCAUUUCUUCUUUUCUUUUAGUAUUAUAAUCGUCUUGCAGGAUUAAUUAGAGUCAGUCUAGGAGGAGGUUUAGGUUAUGUUAGGUUUAGCAAGAAUUCGGGUUUGCUUCCAAGUGCACCUUUAUUAGUUCGUUAGUACUAGUACCAGAGUAGUAGUACUGCUACGGCAGUAGCAGUGCAGCAUUAGCUCAGAACUUUAUUUC